GUAAUCGAUUUGCUCCCACAACGCAUGUCGUAAUCGUAAUUUGUUAAAAUUCGUAUUAAAUCAAUUAAAACUUAGUUAAAAUGGCUCAAAGUAGGCUGGAAAAGAUCGGCACCAUCUUCACGAGAGUUCAGGGACUGCUUCGUGGUGGAGCUAUGAAAACGGAGGACAAACCCAUUUGGUAUGAUGUUUACGCCGCUUUUCCCCCAAAGCUGGAGCCCCGAUUCGACAGACCCGCCCCCGAGAUCCCAGUGCGCAAGAUAUUCUAUGCCGAGGAUGUGGUGCGAGCGAAGCUCCACAAGCAGAAUAAGCCCCAGGAAACAAUAUCCCUAUUUGAUAACAGGCGCAGCACUCAAUCGCAGCAGUUUGUACAGAUCUACCAGGAUUUAAAGGCCCAGGGAGCACUGGAUGAGCAGAGGAUAUACGAGACAGCUUUGGAUCUUCUGGCCGAGCAGCGCCAGCAAUCCCGCCUGCAGGCCUCUCCAGAGGAAUCCCUGCCCGAACUGGACACGGAAUCCAAAAUCCAGCUACUGAGUGACUUCAAGGAGGCAGUGGGAAGCCAACAGACCAAUUCCUCUUCUCCAGCUCCUCCCAAAGCGAAAAAGGACACGAGCGUGGGCAUUAACAUAGACAGUUUGUUCAAGGAUUAGGCGGAAUAUCUUUUAUAAACUUAAAAUAAAAUUGUUAUACAUCAAA
This is a messenger RNA of Drosophila rhopaloa, 693 nucleotides long. RefSeq names its product probable 28S ribosomal protein S23, mitochondrial (gene mRpS23). The transcript has 3 exons. NCBI's taxonomy places the organism in Eukaryota, Metazoa, Arthropoda, Insecta, Diptera, Drosophilidae. Gene Ontology annotation, biological process: translation. The record is from RefSeq and is a predicted model, not a curated record. Gene Ontology annotation, molecular function: structural constituent of ribosome. Bases 81 to 647 code for a protein of 188 amino acids. Gene Ontology annotation, cellular component: ribosome; mitochondrion.